This is a messenger RNA of Haliotis rufescens (red abalone), 6575 nucleotides long. RefSeq names its product putative mediator of RNA polymerase II transcription subunit 26. The transcript is spliced from 9 exons. The record is from RefSeq and is a predicted model, not a curated record. Gene Ontology annotation, biological process: regulation of transcription by RNA polymerase II. NCBI's taxonomy places the organism in Eukaryota, Metazoa, Mollusca, Gastropoda, Lepetellida, Haliotidae. Bases 116 to 4495 code for a protein of 1459 amino acids. Gene Ontology annotation, cellular component: nucleus. Gene Ontology annotation, molecular function: protein binding.
ACCUCGCGAGCUCUGAUCACGUGAUUCGCGGCCAUUAUGCUAAGGUUUCUGAAAGAUGGCUUCGCUUUUUCAGGAGAUUAAUUUAGUCAUACAAUAAAUUUAAUUGUUCCAGAAGAUGCCUGGACCUGUCGAGAGAUGGCUCGAAACAUUUAUGUGCAAACAGUAUGCUGAAACGUUUGAAGCCUAUGGAUUUAAAACUCUUCAAUCAGUAUGCCAACUGCAGUUGCCACAACUACAGGCUAUGGGUGUAGCUCAAGAACAUUGUGAAAAGAUCUUAGAGAAUGUCUAUGUUCUGAGACAAACACUUUUAGCUGGAAACAACAAGGGUCCGGGGCUAUCUGAAAGUGCUAACUUUGACCCAUCUAUCAAUUCAGCCAGUUCAGCCCUAAGAUCUGUUGCUAUGAAUGCUAAUUACCAAAGAGGCAGUAUGAACCACUACCCUGAUGAGUAUAGUGGUUUUGGCCCUGGUGGUCAAGGAGGUGGUGGAAGAAUUCCAGCAAUGAACUACCCAGGACGAUAUGAGGAAAACAACAUGGGAAACAUGGGUCAAAGUAUGACUAGCUACCAACACCAUAUGGCUGGUUAUGGUAGUCAAAGUCAGGCUCAGAUGAUGAUGCAGCAACACCAAUCACAACAGCAACAUGUACAACCUCAACAGCAACAGCAGCAACAACAGAUGAUGAAUCAUGGUGGUAGUAUGUACCCUGGACAGCAGCACUAUAUGGGGCAACAGCAGCAGCAGCAACAACAACAACAACAGCAACAAUUUCCCAGCCCAUCAAACCCUUACCCAGGCCAGUACAGCAUGCCUGGAGUCCCUCCACAGCAACAGUCAUCUCAAAGUCAGAUGUCUGGCAACAGUUACUAUCAGAAUACACCACACCCUUCACCAAUGCAUCAUCAUGCAAGGCAUUCAUCAACAACACAGAGCCCACAGCAGGUGGCUGACAGCAUAUUGCAUAUUGCUUCAAAUUAUCCUCAACAGCAAACAGUUCAGGUGCCUAUUCAGAAGAGUAGGUCUGCUCCUUACCAUGUUCCAAGAUCACCACAUUACAAUAUGCAGUCAGGAAGUCCUAACCAGUCACCAAUGGGUGGCAAUAUGAACAGACACAUGGGAUAUCCAUCCCCGUCAUCUCACCAACAGCAACAGUCGAGAACAUCACCUAUCAGUCCAAUGUUGAUGCAUAGUCCAGUUUCUCAUCAAAGCAACCAAAGUUUACCGAGUCCUGGAUCCAUGCAUAGUCCUACUUCUGGAAUACGAUCUCCCAUACCAACACCUCCUCCUGGAUAUCAUAAUGUAGGACUGCGCUCCCCUUGUGACAUGCAACAAAUGGCAUCUCCAAUGGGGACUGUCCAGUCCAUGAGAUCGCCAGGUCACAUGCCUCCGAUCAACAUGUCACAACCAAUAGGUUCUCCAGCCGGCAGGUCGUGUAGUAGCGGAAACAUGACUUCACCAGGUCAGCAUCAGCAGCAUUUCUCUCCUAACCCACUGAACUCUCCAUCCAGUCAUGUUGGUUCUCCAUACACUCCAUCUUCCAAAGCUCAUAUCAGUAGCCCACCUCAGUCACAGAGUUACCAAAACAUUUCUAGUUCUACCUCGCCUAGUCCAUAUAUAAGUGAUAUGUCGUCUCCAGAUCCGGGACCACGCUCUGGUGUAGGUCCAUCUAAUCCCCUUCAGUCACUUCAGAAACUAGUGAUGCUUCCAGAAACACAAGUGGUUGAUCCUAAGAGUGUUGUGAAUGAUGCUUGUUUACCCUCCCCACAAAGUAAUGAGGGUUCAAAAAACUGUGAUGACUCUGCAGAGCAGCCGAGCGGGGAGGCCUGCGGCAGCACUGCAGAGUGUUCAAAUAGCAACAGCACAGACCGUGCUAGCUCCAGCCAAAGUCCUCCAUGCACAGACGGUAAGCACUGCAAUGAAGUUGGUGAUCAUUCUGAAGAUAAACUCUCCAGUGUGAAAAACCAAAAUGAAUCAAUGCUAUCUGUGAAAGACAAUAUAGAACCAACACCUGAAAUAAGUGAAAAGUUCAAUCAUGACUCUUGUACUAAUCCUGGUCCAACUGUGAGUUUGGUACAAGAAAAAAGAUCUCCUGUCCAGAACUGUGAUAACCAGGAAUUCAAGAAAAUGUCAAAGGAUGCACAGUGCCCUUUAAUAGAAACUCCUGUUGAUAGUCCAAACAGUAUGAAAUUAAACCUGGAGUCAGCUAAGAAAGAAGAUGUUACAAGCCCUAGGGACAAAAAUUUGAAUUGUGAUAAUACCAAGAAAUGUAAACAGGACAAUUGUGAAUCAAUCAUAAUAGAACCAAAAUUGGUCAAUGGAGACAUUGACCACUGUAAUACUACUCCAGCUACGUCAGUUAGAAUGAAUUCUACAUCUGUUUCAGGAAAAGUUAACAAUGUAAUGAAUAAAAAGGCUGAAAACCAUCGGACGAAAGAAGCAACUGUUAAGGCAUCUGACAGAAAAGAAAGUAACAAGAUUGGAGAAGUAUCCACAGUGAAUUCUGUGGAUGAAAAAAAGGGUAAAAAAAGAGGUGUCAACAACAGUAAUGACAAAUGUGACAGUCAGAAAAAGGCAAGAAUUGUAAAUUCUGUGAAUAAUGAUGAAAAUGAAAAGCACAAUGACUCAGUUGAUGGAGUGGAAGAAGUGGAAACUCUAAGGGUAAGAAAAGACUCCGGCAACACAUAUUCUAGGCAGAGUAGGAGUUCUUUCUUAAGAUCAGAUGAACUUUUCUCAGAUUUUGGAGAAGAAUUGGAUGGUAUAAAGAAUGAAGACUGUCCUGAUACAGCCACUUCACCCACAAGCAAUUCUGGUCCAGUCAAUUCCGAGCUAGAUACCUCUGAUGUGUCAUCAGACAAAAGAACAGAUAAAUUGCCUUCCAAAUCGCCCAAACAGCCUAAUGUGAACAAGAAAAUGAAUUCUUUAACUAAGAAUACAGAUUUGAAAGAAACAAAGACAAAUAUGGCAAACAGUUUUCAAGAUGGCUCAUCAUCAAAGUUUCCUGGUAGUUCCAAAACUAAAGAGACUAAAAAUAAGUGCAAUGAAGAGAAAAAGCUACCUUCGCAAUCAGCAGAUAGUGCAAAAAGUAGUGACAAAACCAAACCUGCAUCCAAUAUGUCUUAUGAUGUAGAAGUUUCUUCAGUACAAAUACCACAGACUCCAAAAACUAUUUCAUCUGCAAAGAAGAGAAAACAUACAACAAACUCAGAGAAAGGUAAGAAGUCUAAAGACAAUAGUGUAAGUACAGACAUUUCUACAAAUGGAGUGAUACAAAGCCAAGAAUCAAAACCACCUCAGGUGAAGAAAGAGCUGACUUUCCAUAUCAAUGAAGAGGAUUCUCCAAUGGAAAUUGUUCUUUUAUCAGAUGAUUCUGAUAUUGAGGAUAAAUCCUUAUCUGUGCUCAAUGUCAAAUCGAGCACUGGUGGAAUAAAGGCUGAAGCAAUGGAUUAUGAUGAUUCUAUUGGAUUGGAAUCAAAUGAGUCACGAGAUGUGGAUAGAAAGAAUAACUCCAAUGUAGCUGAAACUGUGGACACAAGUCCAAAUUCUGACAAGAAAAAGAGGGGUAGGCCAGUUGGGAGCAAAAAUAAAGCCAAGGUGAAAGAAAAAGAAAGAUCAGGAAAGAAGAAGAAAAAGAACAAACCCAAUCCUGAGGAAGAUUCUUUCAAAAUGAUGAAGUUCAAUAAAACUCUUGAAGCUAUGAAGAAAAAGAAGAGAAGUGAUGGUAUAUUUUCAUCUGGACCAUUUAUUAGAGUUGAGGGACCCCGGUCUCACCCAGCAAGUGUGAAAGUAUUCAAUGAUACACCAACUGAUGACUUGGACUCAAAGUUAGGCAAAAAGAAAGCCAGCAAGGGCCUGGUGUCAUCCGCACCUUCUCUCCAGAUCUCCAAUCUUCCAACUGAAAAAUCAGUAAUGUUGCCAUCUCAGAAACUUACGAGUGACACUGUUUGGGUGUGUGCUCUCUGUGGGAAACAUAGCAGCUACAAGAUCCUGGGUGAUCUAUUUGGGCCUUAUUACAUCGAGAGUCACCUUGCUCUGCUCAAAUCAGAAGAAGAAAGCAAGAAGGAGGAACUGUUGAAGAAGAAGACCCCCGAGUCCACUCCAACAGGCGAAGCUGGGGGAAAUAGCAGGCGCAGUCGGAGAAGGACGUCCAACGAAAGACGGUCUAGCUCAGGGAUGAGUGUAUCUGAACCACCACUUCCUAAACCAAAGGAAGUGUGGGUGCAUGAAGAUUGUGUUAUGUGGACUGACGGGGUGUUUCUCAUUGGAUCCAAAAUAUAUGGAUUAGAAGAAGCUGUCAAAGUGGCAGGGUCCUCAGUCUGCUCAUGCUGCAAAGAAAAUGGUGCUAUGGUUGGAUGUUUAAACAAAGGCUGCAGUCAGAAAUACCACUUUUUAUGUGCCACAGAGAGAGGAUGCUUCCUUGAUGAAAACAGAUUUUCUCUACUGUGUCCCAAACAUAAGGAGAAGAGAAUAAAGAUUGAACAACCAUGUACUAAGUCAUGACACAAGGUAUCUAGGUUUAAACAUGCUGUUACAGUGUAGCAGUAGAUCCCAGUCUGAAUACUGCUGAGUUGUAAUCAGCAUGUCCAGUCCACCGGCUAGGACAAAUGGAGACAGUGCCCCACCACUUCUCAUUGACGUCGCAUUGGGGCUGUGGAAGACUCAACUAGCAACACCACUGAUGAGAUGUGUGCUCCAGACAGAGAGACAAACUUAUGCUAAGAUAUUCAUUGUAUAACUGUGCCUGCUUAUGACGCUUACAGGGUUUUACUGGACACAAAAUAUUGUGUCAUUUAGCCAUAAAAGUUUAGAAUGGAUGCAAAUAAUAUCCACUGCAAGUCACAUGCAAAAGUGUUUGGAUGUUGGAAUGAUUGAAACUUCUUUAAUUGAAGCAUUUAAGAUUUAUAUGAUUUUUUUUGUUAUGAUGACAUGUCCGUCAUUGCUCAGCCAGCCAAUCAUCACUGUAACCAUAUAGCUGGAAUAUUUCUGAGUGCAGUAAAAGACAAAACAAAAACAAAAUCAGUAGCUAAGACUGAUGUAAAUAAGAUCAUCCCAAUCUAUUUAAUUAAAAGCAUAAAGCAUUGCACUUCAUAUUUUAUUUGUUGUUGCUACAGUAGUCCUCCUGGAACCCCCAUUUUAUGGGUUAGUCCCCGAAAAUAUCUAUUACUAGCAAUCCCCCGGACAUGCAAAUAAAUAGACCAAGGUAUGUAAAUCUUUCAGCUUAUUUUCAAAAGAACAUGGUGAUAUAAAUGAUAUUACAUCCAUGAAUCCAGCAUGUUGAAUGAAUAAACACAUUGAGGGUGUUUUAACAUCUGUUAAAUAUUAAGUCAUUUUGGAUUAUGUCAUUUCUUUGUUGGAGUUUUCUGUGAUGUAUUCUGCUUAGUAAGAGUUUGUCUGUCUGUCUGUCUGUGAAGGCAACCAGUCAUGGACUAUGCAAUGGAAGAUGGCGCAUAAACUGUGUAUGCCAUGGGUAAAAUAGGUGUAUCAUACCUUAUCCUACAUACUGAAUACUGAAUGCAUCAAGUAUUGUGUCAAAGUAGAUUUAUUUUGGUACCUUGAAACUUCACUCGUGGAUUGAUUUGUCACUGUGUGUUGGUUCUGAAUGGAAUAAUGAAAAAUCUCUUGAAAAUGUAUUGAUAAUGAUAUAAAUGAUGUCAUAAUCCACCAACGUAAGUUUAAAUCUAAUAAAUAUUUCCCCAUUGACUCUGUAGAAACCAUUGCAGUAUUGCAGUCCUAUGUUUCCCUAGAAAUAAAAGAAUUAAUAAUAUGAAUAUGGUUGAUAUUUUUCAUUUAGUUUUGAUUACAUUUUUACCUUCCCCUUGAUUUCUAAUGUAAGAACAAAGUUGUGUUGCCUUGAAUGAAUACAUUCUAAGAGAAGCCUAAGUUUUGCAAUGGAUUUUUUUUCAUAUUUGAUAGAAAUUGAGAAUGUGGAACUGCUAUUGCUUUGUUUAGAAACGUUUAUUGACCCAUAUCAUGUAGUAGAAUAUGUGUAUUUGGCAGAAAUCUUACCUGUCAGUCGGUAAUUUAAUAACUGUCACAAUGAUUGAUAGCCAAGAGUUGUAUGAAUUGUUAAGAAUUAGAUUUUUAGUCCUAUAUUUCCAGGAAAUAUGAAGAUUUUUAUUUUAUACAAUUGAGGUCUUAUUUUGUGAUAAAAGCCUUUAACAAGUGAACUAAGAGUAUGAACAUAGUUUUAGAAUUAAUUGGAAAUUAACAGCAUGGUAUGGAGUACCUGAAUGCAAUUGGAAGAAGUUGACUGGAUAUUCAUCAAAAUGAGUUUGCCAUCAUUAUAGAGUGCAGAUAAGCUUGCUUCUUGUUCUAAAGCAAGUGUCAUGUGUUGCUUCUACAUACAUGUAUGUGCUUCUCUGUAACAUUACAGCACAGUGAUGGAAGUCUUCAGAAUCUGCAGCUGAUACCAUGCAAGCUGCAGGGUGGGCUGAUGGAGCCUGUCUGUACAAAUGUAUAAAUUGUCAUCACACUAUUUGUGGAGUAAUCAGGCUCAUAUAUAGAAAUAGUUUGAUGUCAUCAAGAAGCCUGUAUUGAAUUUUGCAUAAAAAUAUUACAAAUAAAUAUGAUGUGAAGUUAA